Camelina sativa (false flax) is the source of this 630-nucleotide messenger RNA. Lineage: Eukaryota; Viridiplantae; Streptophyta; Magnoliopsida; Brassicales; Brassicaceae. The record is from RefSeq and is a predicted model, not a curated record.
AUGGAUUGCUCAGCUGCAGUUUAUCGCCUUGUGACUUCCGGUGUACCAGCUACUGUGGAGCAUCGAGCUGCUGCUUCGGCUUCUACGUCAAGCUCUGCUUCUGUUGUUGCUGAGUGUGUACAGAACUUCAUCACUUCCAUGGAUUCUCUGAAACUCAACAUGGUUGCUGUUGAUCAGGUGUAUCCGCUGUUGUCUGAUCUCUCUGCUUCUCUUAAUAAACUAAGUAUUUUGCCACCGGAUUUUGAGGGGAAGAUAAAGAUGAAGGAAUGGCUUUUGAGGCUGUCUAAGAUGGGAGCUUCAGAUGAACUCACGGAGCAGCAAGCAAGGCAACUUCACUUUGACCUCGAGUCAUCCUAUAACUCUUUUAUGGCUGCUUUGCCUAACGCUGGGAAUUGACCGAUGUGCCACUAGAGAUUGAUGUGUGUUUCGGUUUAUUUUGUAUAACUUGGCUUGAUGUAGUUUACAAUGAUGGCUUUAGGACAAUGAUUUUUGUUUUAAGACAAUCUGCUACAUUCGGGAGAUGAAUGUAUGUAGACAAAGCAAGGCCUUUCCUUUUGUUAUGUGAAGUUCAUGCCAAUCCAGAAAAUUGUUAUCGAAAUGUAAUGUAUGAAAAACUAAGCUUUUACAUUA